Rhizophagus irregularis DAOM 181602=DAOM 197198 is the source of this 972-nucleotide messenger RNA. The record is from RefSeq and is a predicted model, not a curated record. Lineage: Eukaryota; Fungi; Glomeromycota; Glomeromycetes; Glomerales; Glomeraceae.
AUGUCGGUAGUCAAGCUGUUAAAGUGGAGACGAGAUUUCACGGCAAGUAUACUCGUUAUAUUCCAUGAUGUGCCUCAUCAAUUACCAUGCAGGCUGCUUGCUUGCAUCGGGAAAGGCUGCUUGCUUCUUGAUGACUGUACCAGUGCACCACCAUUUACUUAUUGUCUGUUCCUUAUCAGCUAUCGUGCACUACAGGGAGAUGUUACAAAAAGAAUUGAAACCCGUGUGAAUGAACGCAAACGAGUUCAAGAAGAACCACUUGAAUCACGAAAAAAGAAAAAGGUAUCUUUACCAAAAAGACAAAGGAGCUAUUUAUCAUAUGAUGAUGAUGAGCGUUCAUCUUCCGAUUCUGAAAUAGUACCUGUUUCGCUCACAAAUGUUUUCGCGAAACUUCCGAUGAAGACAGCAUCUACAAAGGAAGUUGAAAAUAAAAGACUGUUUCGCUCACAAAUGUUUUUCGCGAAACUUCCGAUGAGUGUUCAUAUUCUGACUGAUGAAUCGAAGGACAAAACGACCGAAUCGAGCACAUCUACAAAGGAAGUUGAAAAUAAAAAGCCAACGACCAAAAAACGACAAGAUAUUGCAAGUGAUGCUCUAAAAGCAUAUCAAAUGCGUGUUUUACCAGGUGACAAGCUUAUUUAUGAUUAUAUGGACGUGCUAGACUACAAACGAGAUGAGGCACCAUAUCAAUUGGACAAGGAGAUAAAGGCAGUAAAUUUUACCAAGGGAAGAACAAUUGAUAAGUUUCUAGUCAAUUGUGAGGAAGGUGUCAUGCAGUUUUUAGAUAAGUUUAAACAUAUAAGAGACUUGGAAUCUUUAGGCAGAUGCCUGGGCGAAAUUUUAAUCAAUUACUCUACUGCAUCAAACGACUUAAUUUAUGUUCAGCACCUUCUCCAACACUUCUACUUCUUAUAUAAAAAUGAUACUUUGCUCCAAGCUAUAUCUGAACGUGAAUAUGGACACCUUUACUGA